Molecule: messenger RNA, 1378 nt
Organism: Oncorhynchus mykiss (rainbow trout)
Lineage: Eukaryota; Metazoa; Chordata; Actinopteri; Salmoniformes; Salmonidae
Product: very long chain fatty acid elongase 7
Biological process (GO): fatty acid elongation, monounsaturated fatty acid; sphingolipid biosynthetic process; very long-chain fatty acid biosynthetic process
Cellular component (GO): endoplasmic reticulum; endoplasmic reticulum membrane
Molecular function (GO): fatty acid elongase activity
Source: RefSeq, a predicted model, not a curated record
CCGAUUUUGCCCGUUCAUGUCAAGGGCCAAAGACCGGUGCCCCACGCUUCAAGUUAAUAUAACUCACUCAUUGGACGGCAGUUGCACAGUAGGGAAGCGACUCCCUGGAAAUUACAUUUGACACACCUGUCGUCAAUUGCUUAAAGCUGAGCCGGAUACUUCUCUCACAAUAUUGGAGGACAGCUAAAGGAGCUCCGGGAGACAUGGAGUUCAGGGAUCUAACGACCAGGGUCGGACUCUGGUAUGGGAACUUCAUGAAUAAUGCAGACCCCAGGACAGAAGACUGGUUUCUCAUGUCAUCGCCGCUCCCCCAGACCGUAGUAAUCGUGGCGUACAUCUACUUUGUGACGCGGCUGGGGCCCAGGCUCAUGGAGAAACGCAAGGCCUUCCACCUCAAAGAAGUUCUCAUCAUCUACAACUUCAGCGUCGUUGCCUUGUCCCUCUACAUGUGCUAUGAGUAUGUGAUGUCGGGCUGGGGGACGGGCUACACGUUCCACUGUGACCUAGUGGACUACUCGGACUCGCCGCAGGCAGUGAGGAUGGCAAGGACAUGUUGGCUCUACUACUUCUCAAAGUUCAUAGAGAUGUUGGAUACGAUCUUUUUUGUUCUGAGGAAGAAGAACAGCCAGAUUACGUUCCUCCAUGUCUACCAUCACUCCAUAAUGCCCUUUACCUGGUGGUUUGGUGUCCGCUUCGCUGCAGGUGGCCAGGGGACGUUCCAUGCCCUGUUGAACUGUGUGGUCCAUGUCAUCAUGUACUCUUACUACGGCCUGUCUGCCCUGGGCCCCGCCUACCAGAAGUACCUCUGGUGGAAGAAGUAUCUCACCACCAUUCAGCUGAUCCAGUUUGUGAUCGUGACCACCCACAUCUGGCAGUAUUUCUUCAUGAAGGACUGUCCCUACCAGUUCCCCAUCUUCAUCUACAUAAUAGGCCUCUACGGCCUGGUCUUUCUCCUCCUCUUCCUCAACUUCUGGUACCACGCCUACACCAAGGGCAAGAGGCUGCCCAAAGUCCUUCAAGCCAAAACUUGGGCCCACCCCUACAAUAAAACUAAUGGCCAAUACAAUAGUGAAAUAACCAACGGGAAUGGUUUCCAUCACGACAAGAAUAAGUGACAGGGUGUCCAGCAAAUCAGGCUAAGGAUUUGGGGUUGAAUGCAUUUGAAUAUCAGCCUAUUCAGCAACUGAAAUUAGACAUGGAUUUCCAAUAUAAGUCAGCACACCUUUGAAUUCAAAGAUAAUUGACACCAACCCUCUGGACCUUCUGAUCUCUUCUGUUCUCUCUGCCAAGGCAAUCUCUUCUGUUCUCUCUGCCAAGGCAAUCUCUUCUGUUCUCUCUGCCAAGGCAAUCUCUUCUGUUCUCUCUGCCAAGGCAAUCU